Messenger RNA from Cylicocyclus nassatus, 705 nucleotides. The record is from the annotation of a GenBank genome assembly. Lineage: Eukaryota; Metazoa; Nematoda; Chromadorea; Rhabditida; Strongylidae.
AUGGUAUUUCCAUAUGGUGUUGAGAGAUGCAAUGAAUUUAAAAGUUUACGUCUCUAUUGCAACCAUCUUAGUCUCUUCCCUAACUCAUGUCGAUGGCCGAUCGAAAAAAAGUCAAAAAGAGAACGAACUGGAAAGAAGACCGUGGCUCCACGAUUAUACAGAGAAUUCCUUGGAAUCAGCCUGGAAGAUUAUAUGCUAAUAGACUCAGCUCGCCUACUCGAAGGACCUGAAGGAGGAUACCCACGGAUUGGUCGUGUCCUCGGCAUGAACCGUGAGUUGACGAAGAAAGUUAAUGCAAUCACCUAUGCUGAGUUCCGGCUAAGCAAGGAAGCGUUUAAAUUCAUCCAGAAGGGAAUAUCGCAAGUGAAUAAGAUUUCAAGAGAUGUGUCCGCUAUGACUUCGAAACCCGGACUUUGUCGUGAGCUUUCCCAAUAUCUCGAAGGAUCAAACUAUAAAAGAGGGAUAAAAUCAAUUCUCGAAUCGGAUCGGAGCGAUCAUAUGCGCUAUUGCUAAAGCUGUUCUACCCGAUCCAUGUAAGACCGACGAGACUGACAUAUAUGCAAGUUUCCCGUAUUACUGGAACCUUCGGUAUAUAAAACAAAACACUUGCAUUUGUAUCACGCAUGCAAUUCCUCGAUAAACUCUGAUUCUAGGGAAGAUUUUAUAAUCAUUGCUUUAUAAAACAGUUCCACAAUAAAACGGUCC